CAUUCCUCCGACCACCAGGCGGCAGUAGAGACUAAACGUUUCCUUUUUCACCUCCCUCAAGACAUGGCAGCAGUCAUGGCUGCCCAGAGACAACUGUUUGCUUGUCUAAGGUUAACUAGAGACAUUUCACAAUUGAGAGGUUUAGGUACCAGUGCCGUUCACGGAAAAUGCAGUAUAAACCGGUUUCAUCAAUCACAGACACCCAGCACUUACUUUCAUACCUCAGCUUUUGCAUCAACACCCUCAGCAAUCACGGUCACAGAGGAACCAGACACGCUUUUCCAGAGAGUUGGGAUUUUGGUGAAGGGCCAUGACAGAGCGGUCCUCGACAGCUAUGAGUUCUUUGCCACUCUGGCAGCUAAGGAGCUGGGCAUCAAUGUUAACAAAGUGUUCGAACCACCAAUGGACAUAGAUAGGCUGACACUCCUGAAGUCUGUGCACAUCUUCAAAAAACACAGGGUUCAGUACGAGAUGAGAACACACUAUCGACAUAUUGAGCUAUCGCAUAUCACAGGUUGCACGGCACAAGUGUAUCUUGAAUACAUACAGAGGAAUCUCCCAGAAGGUUUAGCCAUGAAGGUGACAAAGACGGCCAUGGAAAAGAUACCAGACCACAUCCUUGAACCCAUGUGGAAGUCCCAACCCACUGAUGAGCCCAGCCAGUAGAAACGUUUCUGUCCUUUUGUGUGUUCUGUUAAACACCAGUGGGGUCCCAAUACUCUGUGCUUGCAAGUAAACUGAUCAAUUUAAUCCAUAA
Molecule: messenger RNA, 757 nt
Organism: Oryzias latipes (Japanese medaka)
Lineage: Eukaryota; Metazoa; Chordata; Actinopteri; Beloniformes; Adrianichthyidae
Gene: mrps10
Product: mitochondrial ribosomal protein S10
Biological process (GO): translation
Cellular component (GO): mitochondrion; mitochondrial small ribosomal subunit; ribosome
Molecular function (GO): structural constituent of ribosome
Source: RefSeq, a predicted model, not a curated record